This is a messenger RNA of Triticum turgidum subsp. durum (durum wheat), 243 nucleotides long. The record is from the annotation of a GenBank genome assembly. NCBI's taxonomy places the organism in Eukaryota, Viridiplantae, Streptophyta, Magnoliopsida, Poales, Poaceae.
AUGGCGACCAUCAAAGCCAAGGUCCAGGACGCCGCCUCCUCCGCCAAGGCCGGCAUCGAUAAGGCGAAGGCCACCGCCGGCGAGAAGGUAAAGAAGGCCACGACGACGGACCCGGAGAAGAAGCGCGAGGCGGAGGAGAAAAAGGAGGACCGCAUGCACAAGGUUAACUCCGACGAGCGCGAUGAGAAGGGGGACCACGCCGCCGAGAGGUCCGGGAGGCGCACCAUCGUCACCGGCACCUAG